GGAUAACACGGACGGAGAGGAGAGCGGGGAGUCGGAGCCGGAGGGGAGGGAGUACAACGUACUGGCGAGCGGCAACAUAUAAAGGUGCAAAAAUUAUUUGAGCAACCAUGGCUCACUCCAAGGCCAAGGGCAAUGAUGGAAAAAUCACGUAUCCCCCAGGUGUCAAGGAAAUAUCAGACAAGAUUUCAAAAGAAGAAAUGGUUAGACGGUUAAAGAUGGUUGUAAAAACUUUCAUGGAUAUGGAUCAAGACUCUGAAGAAGAAAAGGAGCACUAUUUGAACCUUGCUUUACACUUAGCCUCUGACUUUUUCCUCAAACAUCCUGACAAAGAUGUACGAUUGCUUGUGGCAUGCUGCCUUGCUGAUAUUUUUAGAAUCUAUGCCCCAGAAGCUCCAUAUACAUCGCCUGAAAAAUUGAAGGAUAUAUUUAUGUUCAUAACAAGACAACUGAAGGGGCUUGAAGAUACAAAGAGUCCACAGUUUAACAGAUACUUCUAUUUACUAGAGAAUAUCGCAUGGGUGAAAUCCUAUAAUAUAUGUUUUGAGCUAGAAGAUAGCAAUGAGAUUUUUACGCAACUGUAUAGAACACUAUUUUCUGUGAUCAAUAAUGGACACAAUCAGAAAGUUCAUAUGCAUAUGGUGGAUUUAAUGAGCUCUAUAGUUUGUGAAGGCGAUACCGUUUCUCAGGAGCUGCUCGAUAGUGUCCUUGUCAACUUGGUUCCUGCACACAAGAAUUUAAACAAACAAGCUUAUGACCUGGCAAAAGCUCUGCUUAAGAGAACCGCUCAAGCUAUUGAACCAUAUAUUACAAAUUUUUUUAACCAAGUUUUGAUGCUUGGUAAAACCUCCAUCAGUGAUUUGUCAGAGCACGUCUUUGAUCUGAUACUGGAGCUCUACAACAUUGAUAGUCAUUUGCUUCUUUCCGUUUUACCUCAGUUGGAGUUCAAGCUCAAGAGUAAUGACAAUGAAGAGCGACUGCAGGUGGUGAAAUUGCUGGCAAAAAUGUUUGGUGCCAAAGAUUCAGAACUGGCUUCUCAAAACAAACCUCUUUGGCAAUGCUACCUAGGAAGAUUUAAUGAUAUACAUGUGCCCAUUCGUUUAGAAUGCGUGAAGUUUGCUAGCCAUAGCUUGAUGAACCACCCUGACCUCGCAAAGGAUUUAACAGAGUAUCUUAAAGUGAGAUCACAUGACCCUGAAGAAGCCAUUAGGCAUGACGUCAUUGUGUCUAUAGUUACUGCUGCUAAGAAAGAUCUCCUUCUGGUCAAUGACCAACUACUGAAUUUUGUCCGCGAGAGAACUUUGGACAAAAGGUGGAGAGUAAGAAAAGAAGCAAUGAUGGGGCUUGCUCAGAUCUAUAAAAAGUAUUCCCUGCAAGGUGAAGCUGGAAAAGAAUCUGCAAAACAGAUUUCAUGGAUAAAAGAUAAGCUGCUGCACAUAUAUUACCAGAACAGUAUUGAUGAUCGGUUGCUCGUUGAACGGAUUUUUGCUCAGUACAUGGUCCCUCAUAAUUUAGAAACUACAGAGAGAAUGAAAUGCUUGUACUACCUGUAUGCAACAUUGGAUACAAAUGCUGUGAAAGCUCUGAAUGAAAUGUGGAAAUGUCAAAACAUGUUGCGGCAUCAUGUUAAGGAUUUGCUGGACUUGAUCCAAAAGCCAAAGACAGAAGCUGGCAGCAAAGCAAUAUUUUCCAAAGUGAUGGUUAUUACAAGAAACUUGCCAGACCCUGGCAAAGGUCAAGAUUUUUUAAAGAAAUUUACACAAGUGUUGGAAGACGAUGAAAAAAUCAGAGGACAGUUGGAGAAACUUGUCAGUCCUACAUGUUCCUGCAAGGAAGCCGAAGUCUGUGUGCGUGAUAUUACCAAAAAACUGGGCAACCCAAAGCAACCAACCAACCCAUUUUUAGAAAUGAUCAAAUUUCUUUUAGAGAGGAUAGCACCUGUACACAUUGACACAGAAUCAAUCAGUUCUCUGAUUAAGCUGGUUAACAAGUCAAUUGAUGGAACAGCAGAUGAUGAAGAUGAAGGUGUUCCCACAGAUCAAGCGAUUCGAGCUGGUCUUGAAUUGCUGAAGGUGCUUUCUUUCACCCAUCCGAUUUCAUUUCAUUCAGCAGAAACAUUUGAAUCUCUCUUAGCUUGUUUAAAAAUGGAUGAUGAAAAAGUAGCCGAGGCAGCACUACAAAUCUUCAAAAACACAGGGGGUAAAAUUGAAGAGGACUUCCCUCAUAUCAGAUCUGCAUUGCUUCCAGUCUUGCAGCAGAAGGCUAAAAAGGGACCUUCCCGUCAAGCCAAGUAUUCCAUUCACUGCAUACAUGCAAUAUUUUCCAGCAAGGAGACACAGUUUGCACAGAUAUUUGAGCCGUUACAUAAAAGCCUGGACCCUGGUAACCCUGAGCAACUUAUCACAUCACUUGUCUCUAUUGGCCACAUAGCGCAACUUGCUCCAGAUCAGUUCACUGCUCCUUUAAAGUCCAUGGUUGCUACAUUUGUUGUUAAAGAUUUGUUGAUGACAGAUCGGCUUCCGGGUAAAAAGACAACAAAACUGUGGGUUUCAGAUGAUGAGGUGUCUGCAGAAACUAUGGUUAAAAUUCAAGCAAUUAAAAUGAUGGUGCGGUGGCUGCUGGGAAUGAAAAAUAAUCUCAGUAAAUCUGGGAAUUCUACCUUACGACUCCUAACAGCAAUAUUACACACUGAUGGAGACUUGACGGAACAUGGAAAACUCAGUAAACCAGACAUGUCACGCCUGAGAUUGGCCGCCAGUUGUGCCAUUGUUAAACUAGCACAGGAGCCAUGUUAUCAUGAAAUUAUUACUUUAGAUCAAUAUCAGCUGUGUGCGUUGGCCAUCAACGAUGAGUGUUACCAGGUUAGACAGAUAUUUGCUCAAAAACUUCACAAAGGGCUCUCCAGAUUAAGACUUCCAUUAGAAUAUAUGGCCAUCUGUGCUCUGUGUGCAAAAGAUCCUGUGAAAGAGAGGCGCGCUCAUGCACGGCAGUGUCUGGUAAAAAAUAUUAACGUCAGAAGAGAGUACCUGAAACAGCAUGCAGCUGUGAGUGAAAAAUUGUUCUCUCUUCUGCCUGAAUACGUGGUUCCAUAUACGGUUCAUCUACUUGCACAUGACCCAGAUUAUGUGAAAGUACAAGAUAUAGAGCAGCUGAAGGACAUAAAAGAGUGUCUGUGGUUCGUUCUGGAGAUUCUUAUGUCAAAGAAUGAAAAUAACAGCCAUGCUUUUAUUAGGAAAAUGGUGGAAUAUAUUAAGCAAACAAAAGAUGCACAAAAUCCCGAAGACCAAAAGAUGAAUGAAAAAAUGUACACCGUUUGUGAUGUGGCAAUGAAUAUCAUUAUUUCAAAGAGCACAACAUACAGCUUAGAGUCCCCGAAGGAUCCAGUGUUGCCAGCACGAUUCUUUACUCAGCCAGAUAAGAAUUUUAGCAACACAAAAAAUUAUCUUCCUGCUGAAUUAAAGUCCUUUUUCACCCCAGGAAAGCCAAAAUCUACAAAUGUUCUGGGUGCCGUCAAUAAGCCCUUAUCAAGCGCAGGAAAGCAAAUGCAGUCCAAGUCAUCUAGAAUGGAGACUGUAAGCAACGCUAGCAGUGGUUCUAACCCAAGCUCUCCUGGGAGGAUUAAGGGAAGACUUGACAGUACAGAAUUGGAUCAGAGUGAAAAUGAAGAUUACACAAUGAUGUCUUCUCCUCUGUCUGGAAAAAAAAGUGAUAAAAGGGACGACUCCGACCUUUUGAAGUCUGAGGUAGAAAAGCCAAGGCGAGGAAGAAAGCAGUCUCUUAUAGAUCAAGAUGACAGUAUAUGCAUGGAUGAAUUAUCAAAACCUGUGCAGGAACCAAAGUCAAGGACUAGUCAGCGAGGAAGAAAGCGAGCUGCAGCUUCUUCUGAAUCAGAGGAACAACCAUGGCAGGAGAAAAGGCUAAAAGAAGACAUGUUGGAAAAUGAAGAUGAACAAAAUAGCCCACCUAAAAAGGGAAGAAGAGGGCGACCACCUAAGUCAGCUAAAAUGGCCCUUUCAAAAGAGGAACCUUCAGCCACAACUCCUAAAAGGGGGAGGAAAAAGGCUGCACCAGUAGAAAGUGUUCAAGCAGAAGAAGAGGAUAAUCUAGAAAUAAGUGAAGAGCAAGAUGCUGAAAACAUAGUGCAGAAGCGGAAAGGCAGGGGCUCAUCAAGAAGGACUCCUCAAAAGUCUGAUUCAACCGAUUCUCUUCUCAACACCAGUCAGCCUACACCACAGAAGAGGAGAGGAAGGCCACCCAAAGCUUCCACAGUGCAGGAAAAGAAAGGCAAUGUUGGGCGACCAAGAAAGGUAGUAAGUAAAGAACCAGAAUCUGAAGAAGAAAUCGAAAUGUCCCAGAAUAGUCCAGCUCUUAGUGAAAACAAUUCUAAUGAAGAGGAAACUGCAGACGAAGAAGUAGUUGUUCCUAGUACUGGAAGGCGCAGAUCUGCCAAAAAGCGAUGAAGCCGGACAAAGCAGAAGUCUGAAGCUGAAGUGAACUAGAAGGGCCACUGCUAUAGGAGCCGGCGCGAGGCUGCUCGUGCAUAGGAGACGCCGACGAACGACAACACGCUUAAACAUUAAAUAUCAUAUCCCUUCAUUUACAGCCACAAUCGUUUGUCAUUAGCUGUGGGUACUUUACGUGAUUUGUAAUGUGUGCUGGACAUGUAGACAUGAACGUGUAAAUAGCGAUUUUUUUUUUUUAAUGUUUCAUAAAGUGCUUGUAUAGCUUUUUGUUUUGCAGCUUUAAACUGACUUUACCUGAAUGGACGUCAGAAGAUUUUUACAUACGAUGGACAAAUGAAAGAUAUCAAAAAAAGAUUCAUAUGGAAUUGAAGCAAUAUUUGCUGUUUUUUGUGGACCCCUCCCAUCCCACGUCGCAUAUUACUGUGAAAAAAAAAAAA
Xenopus tropicalis (tropical clawed frog) is the source of this 4897-nucleotide messenger RNA. RefSeq names its product PDS5 cohesin associated factor B (gene pds5b). Lineage: Eukaryota; Metazoa; Chordata; Amphibia; Anura; Pipidae. The record is from RefSeq and is marked provisional. Gene Ontology annotation, molecular function: DNA binding. Gene Ontology annotation, biological process: mitotic sister chromatid cohesion. Gene Ontology annotation, cellular component: nucleus.